This is a messenger RNA of Dipodomys spectabilis (banner-tailed kangaroo rat), 4200 nucleotides long. It is a transcript of the gene Esyt1, whose product is annotated as extended synaptotagmin 1. The record is from RefSeq and is a predicted model, not a curated record. Gene Ontology annotation, biological process: lipid transport. The transcript is spliced from 31 exons. Lineage: Eukaryota; Metazoa; Chordata; Mammalia; Rodentia; Heteromyidae. Gene Ontology annotation, molecular function: lipid binding. The coding region runs from base 14 to 3400 and encodes 1128 amino acids.
GCUUGCAAGCUGGAUGCACGCAGUCCGAGUAGGCAGGCAACCUCCGGCUGGGUCGGGCGGCUCCAUGGAGCACUCUCCCGGAGAGGGCUCUAGCCCCAACCCUGAAGACCCUAACCCCAGGCCCAUGGACCAGCCCUCUGUCCCCUCCGAUCCCCCCGACCACCCUCCUGCUGCUCACUCCAAACCAGACCGGGGUUCCGGGGUCCCCCCUGCCGGCCCUGGCGCGGCUGGUGAGGCCCUGGCUGUCCUGACUUCGUUCGGGCGGCGGUUGUUGGUGCUGGUGCCGGUGUACCUGGCCGGGGCAGCGGGGCUCAGCGUGGGUUUCGUGCUCUUCGGCCUCGCCCUCUACCUGGGCUGGCGCCGGGUGCGGGAGGAGAAAGAGCGGAGCCUUCGGGCAGCGAGACAGCUACUGGAUGACGAGGAGCGGCUCACGGCCAAGACGCUGUUCAUGAGCCACCGAGAGCUACCUGCCUGGGUCAGCUUCCCAGAUGUGGAAAAGGCUGAAUGGCUAAACAAGAUUGUGGCCCAAGUCUGGCCUUUCUUAGGCCAGUAUAUGGAGAAGCUUCUGGCUGAAACUGUAGCUCCAGCUGUUCGGGGAUCUAACCCCCAUCUGCAAACAUUCACAUUUACAAGAGUGGAACUGGGUGAAAAGCCAUUGAGAAUCAUUGGAGUCAAGGUUCACCCUAGCCAGAGAAAAGAGCAGAUCCUGCUGGACUUGAACGUCAGCUAUGUGGGUGAUGUGCAGAUUGACGUGGAAGUUAAGAAAUAUUUCUGCAAAGCAGGGAUUAAGGGCAUGCAGCUACAUGGCAUCUUGCGGGUGAUUCUUGAGCCACUUGUGGGGGACAUUCCUAUCGUGGGGGCUGUGUCAAUGUUCUUUAUCCGACGCCCGACCCUGGAUAUCAACUGGACAGGGAUGACCAAUCUGCUGGAUAUACCAGGAGUUAGUUCACUCUCUGACACCAUGAUCAUGGAUUCCAUUGCUGCCUUCCUUGUGUUGCCAAACCGACUAUUGGUGCCCCUUGUGCCUGACCUUCAUGAUGUGGCCCAGUUGCGUUCCCCUCUGCCCAGGGGCAUUAUUCGGGUUCACCUGCUGGCUGCUCGAGGGCUGAGUUCCAAGGACAAAUAUGUGAAAGGCCUGAUUGAGGGCAAGUCAGAUCCCUAUGCAAUCGUGCGGGUGGGCACCCAGACAUUCUGCAGUCGUGUCAUCGAUGAGGAGCUCAACCCUCAGUGGGGAGAGACUUAUGAGGUGAUGGUACACGAGGUCCCAGGACAGGAGAUCGAGGUGGAAGUGUUUGACAAGGACCCAGAUAAAGAUGACUUUCUGGGCAGAAUGAAGCUGGAUGUAGGGAGGGUAUUACAAGCUGGAGUACUGGAUGAAUGGUUCCCUCUACAGGGUGGGCAAGGCCAAGUUCACUUGAGGCUAGAAUGGCUGUCACUUUUGCCAGAUGCAGAAAAGCUAGAGCAGGUCCUGCAGUGGAAUCGGGGCAUCGCCUCCCGACCAGAGCCCCCAUCAGCUGCCAUCCUCGUUGUCUACUUGGAUCGGGGCCAGGAUCUUCCCUUGAAGAAGGGGAACAAGGAACCCAAUCCCAUGGUACAGCUGUCAAUUCAGGAUGUGACCCAGGAGAGCAAGGCUGUCUACAACACCAACAGCCCAGUGUGGGAGGAAGCUUUUCGCUUCUUCCUGCAAGACCCUCGAAGCCAAGAGCUUGAUGUACAGGUGAAGGAUGACUCCAGAGCCCUGACUUUAGGGUCACUGACCCUGCCCCUGGCUCGACUGUUGACUGCUCCGGAACUCACCCUGGACCAGUGGUUCCAGCUCAGUGGUUCUGGCCUAAACUCCAGGCUCUACAUGAAACUGGUCAUGCGGAUCUUGUACCUGGAUUCAUCAGAAAUUUGCUUCCCUACUGUACCUGGUACUCCUAGUAUGUGGGACAUGGAUAAUGAGAGUCCCCAGAAAGGCAGCAGUGUGGAUGCCCCACCCCGGCCCUGUCACACGACUCCUGAUAGCCAGUUUGGGACUGAGAACGUACUUCGGAUCCAUGUAUUAGAGGCCCAGGACCUGAUUGCCAAAGACCGUUUCUUAGGGGGACUGGUGAAGGGCAAGUCUGACCCCUAUGUCAAACUAAAGCUGGCCGGACGAAGCUUCCGGAGCCGUGUUGUCCGGGAAGAUCUCAACCCCCGCUGGAAUGAGGUGUUUGAGGUGAUUGUCACAUCAAUUCCAGGCCAAGAGCUAGACGUUGAGGUCUUUGACAAGGACUUGGACAAGGAUGACUUUCUGGGCAGGUGUAAAGUAAGUCUUACCACAGUCCUAAACAGUGGCUUCCUUGAUGAGUGGCUGACCCUGGAGGAUGUCCCGUCUGGCCGCCUGCACUUGCGCCUGGAACGGCUGACCCCCCGACCCACUGCUGCUGAGUUAGAGGAGGUGUUGCAGGUAAACAGUUUGAUCCAGACUCAUAAGAGUGCAGAGCUGGCAGCUGCCCUGCUGUCUGUCUACCUGGAACGGGCAGAUGACCUGCCGCUCCGAAAAGGCACCAAGCCUCCCAGCCCUUAUGCUACUGUCACUGUGGGAGAGACUUCUCAUAAAACGAAGGCUAUUCCCCAGACGUCAGCCCCUGUCUGGGAUGAGAGUGCCUCCUUCCUCAUCAGGAAGCCACACACUGAGAGCCUGGAGUUACAGGUUCGGGGUGAGGGGACUGGUGCCCUGGGCUCCUUAUCCCUACCACUCUCAGAGAUCCUCAAGGCAGAUCGGCUCUGCUUGGACCGCUGGUUUCCACUUGCCAAUGGUCAGGGGCAGGUGCUCCUGAGAGUACAGCUAGGGAUCCUGGUGUCCCAGCACUCGGGGGUGGAAGCUCAUAGUCACAGCCACAGUCACAGCUCCUCCUCCCUGAGUGAGGAACCAGAGCUCUUAGGGGGACUUGCUCACAUCACCUCCUCGGCCCCAGAGCUCCGGCACCGCCUUACCCAUGGUGACAGUCCCCUUGAAGCUCCCAUUGGGCCUCUGGGCCAAGUGAAGCUGACAGUCUGGUAUUACAGUGAAGAACGAAAGCUGGUUAGCAUUGUCCACAGCUGCCGGGCCCUUCGACAAAAUGGACGGGAUCUCCCUGACCCUUAUGUGUCGCUGUUGCUCCUGCCAGACAAGAACCGAGGUACCAAGAGGAAGACCUCACAGAAAAAGAGGACCCUCAGUCCUGAAUUCAGUGAACGGUUUGAGUGGGAACUGCCUCAGGAUGAGGCCCUCAGGAGAAAGCUGGAUAUCUCUGUGAAGUCUAAUUCUUCCUUCAUGUCUAGAGAGCGUGAGCUUCUGGGGAAGGUGCAGCUGGAUCUAGCUGAAAUAGAUCUUUCCCAGGGUGCAGCCCAAUGGUAUGACUUGAUGGAUGACAAAGACAAGGGCAGCUCAUAGGAGCUGGUGGUGAGCAGCCACUCUGCUACUUUUUUGCCUUGCCUCUCACUGUAUCACCUCGUCGAUGUGAUGAGCCUACAGCUAGGGCCCCAGAGCUGAGCCUGCGCCCUUCAGCUCUUUUCGCCUUUCAGGUCCAUACUAGGGCCUUUGCCUGACCAAAGAGGACCACGUUACCCUUUACUGCAUGGCCUUUAUCCUCAGGCUCCUAGGGCAGGGAUCUGAGCUGGCUAGUUCCUGCCCUGCCUACAUUGUUCUCCCUUACUCCCAACUCCUCAGGGCCUUUUACACCUGUGCCUGGCCACUGGCAGCACUAGCAGUGACAUUAGCUUAUGCCAAAUACAGCUUUUGGAAAGAUCUUUUAACUGAAUGGUCAUCUUCCCUACCAUGAGUGGUCAGGGAGGAUGCACAGGUGGGUAGGCAAACCUCUCAAACUGUGACCUCUUGAACUUGCAUGUAGCAAACGUAUGGCAACCCAGACCCCAAGUCCAUGUCUGUUCACACCUUUUUCAAGCUUGUCCUGAAAAUACACUUGCUAUGAUGGCUAGGGCCAGUCUCCUGAUUCACUGGGACUCAGGAAUGCUGUGAUUCUACCCAAACUUUUAAGUAGUGGGAUCCUGUUCUUAAGAGCCCAAGCUGGUGAUGUGCAGAUGGCCAUGAAGGAUUCAGGACAAGAAGGCCAAUUGUUUGUCCAAGUGCCUAGAUUAUACACUCACUGACAAGAAUUGAAUCUUUAUGCUUUUAAUUUUGCAUCAAUUCUGUCAAUCCAUUGUGUCUUAUAUUAAACAUUACAUUCAAACCAA